This is a messenger RNA of Lytechinus pictus (painted urchin), 7166 nucleotides long. RefSeq lists its product as uncharacterized. The record is from RefSeq and is a predicted model, not a curated record. The coding region runs from base 848 to 4591 and encodes 1247 amino acids. The transcript has 11 exons. Gene Ontology annotation, molecular function: superoxide-generating NADPH oxidase activator activity; protein binding. NCBI's taxonomy places the organism in Eukaryota, Metazoa, Echinodermata, Echinoidea, Temnopleuroida, Toxopneustidae. Gene Ontology annotation, biological process: superoxide anion generation.
GGAUCUGACAAGUGGUCAUCCCCAUGAAUCCUGACCUCAUUCGAGAGGAUUGCUGUUUUAAUUCUGCUAUUUAUUCGCAAAGGAGAUCAUUUGUUGGAUAGAGAUGUAGACUUAAGGAUAUUUGUGACGAUCUAGAACCGUCUGAUACUGUUAUAAAUUGAUCACCGAUUUACGAAGAUGAUAUAUGCCGCAUGAAACUGCUCUGGGAAUUGGAGUCGUGUUCAGUGGAUUGGGAGGCUCUCUCUGCCUACACCCACGCCUGAGUUGAGCGGAGGAACAACAGCUCGUGGCGGUAUCAACCCACGACCAUCGCAUCAACCAAGUGCAGCUGAUGCAGUGCAGCGCCAGUUCAAAUUCUGGCCCUCAAUCCUCGUGUUGUAUGUUGAGACGCUUAGCUUCGGCUUUGACUAUGAUCAGGCAAAAUUGGGAUUGAUGGUUAUCAGAUCAACAAUAUUUUAGCAACACUUCCUAUUCCUAAGUAGCUCUUGCUGUUAAUUUUAGAUCGAAUGUUACUUUUUGUUCUUGUUCCGAAACGUCAUUUCCCUCAUUUGUAGUCUACUGUUAUUUUAUCAAAACUUUCCCCAAAAUGAUACUUGCAAAGCAGUCCAUUAUCAGUUAAAAACUCUAUCAGAUCUGAACUACCUUGUUGUUGAACUUGGAAUGGAAGAUGCACCUACAUGCAGAUAACUGAGCGUGGACAUAUUGAUACAAUUGAAUUUCAGAAUUUUUCCAGAGUUGAAAUUAUUAUAGGACACCCCAGUAUAGGCCCUCAAGUGAUUCAUAAAAAACCCAUAUUUUCUGCAGCAAGUGCAAGGGAAAAUCGAGGGGGCGAAAAUUGCCGAGAGAAAUGUCGCAGGUGUUGCCCAUGUCAUUACAAACCAACAUCAACCAGGAGAAAUAUGCCGGCUUACAAGUAUGUUGCUGUGAUAAGGGACAGGGACAAUCUGGUAAUAAUAUUCAGGGAAAGCAAGUUGGAUGCAUCACAGGCUAUGCUACCAAGAAGUCGAUCAAGAUAGUGCCUUUGAGAGGUGAUCCGUUGCCACCGCGGCAGCCGCUAGUGAACUGUCCAGUCCAUGGGAUUUUGCAGAAUGAGAAUGAGUUGAGGAAGAGGACUGGCAACAUGCAAAGUGAACCCAAUUAUUCAUUUAAGGAGGUGAUCAUCACCUGGAACGAUGCGGUAGAAAGUGCAAAGAGUGGCAGUUGGGAAGAUGCCUUCAACAGUCUUCAAACCAUCAAGGAUUAUUCUGCCAAAAUGAGGUUCAAUUUGGGACAGGUUGCUUGGGUGUUGCAGAACACUCAGGUUGCCAAAGAGAACUUCACAGCUGCCAUAGAAAAGGACCCUCACAUGGCACUUGCACACUUCCAGCUUGGCAUGGUUAACUAUCACCUCCAUCGAUACAAUGAGUCCAGGAACAGCUACGAGAAGUCCAAGACCUGUCUCCGUGGUAACCGUUUCAUCGACUACAGGCAGCUGGGCUUUGUGCACAAACUUUAUGAGUGUGAGGUUUUAUAUAAUUUAGCCCUUACCUAUGCGACAAUGAUGAACAAUUCAGAGUAUGCCUUGGAGUUACUGGCCGAUGCCAAGAAAGUUAGCGUUGAGGCCAGACAUGGUCCGUUGAUUGAAAAGGCACAGAAACAGUUAAUGAGCAAUCAGCUGUAUGAGCCUAUUGUGUUGCCUAGCAACCAGUUAUUCACCCCGCCCAAGAGCAAAGUUGCCAAUUUGAAAGAUGUGGAUUACCUCGGCAAAGCAAAGGUGGUAAGCGAGCUUCCGGAAUCGAGCAACAACAACAACGAAACAAACUUCCAACCUCCAUCGAAAGGUGCGCAGCAAUCCCCCAACUCGUUCCGCCCCAUCGACGACGACUUCACGGACGAUGAUGACCUUUCGCCGACCUUCGAUGGCUCCUCCUCACCGACGCCAUCGAUGGUUGCGAAGAUGACGCACAAGGAUACCAUAGCGACGUGGUACGAGGGCGUCCUGGCCUUCGAGAAGGGGGAUUAUACCGAGGCCCUGAAUCAGCUGAAUGGUAUCGUGGAUCCAUCUGCCAAGAUUCUCUACAACAUCGGUAUCCUGCAGAAAUCCUUAGGACAACUUGAAGAUGCAAGUUCGACUCUAAAGGAAGUGGUGUCUCGGGAUCCCCACCUCGCUAUUGGGCACUUCCAGUCGGGCGUGGUCCUUGGGCUCGUAGGGAACUGUGACGAUGCGUGGCAUGCCUUUGAGAAGGCGAGAGAGACCCUUCGAGGGAAGAUGAUCGACUACAAGCAGCUUGGAUUACAGUACAAACUCCAUAAGUGUGAGGUCCUCCACAACCAGGCUUGGGCCUACAAUGAGUUAGACCAACGGGACUGGGCCAGGAACCAAUUGGACGAGGCCAGAGAAUGCAAAGCGGAUCCAAGACACGAAAAGAUUGAAGACUCCUACAGGGCUUUCACUAGUGGGCGCUCCUUCAAACUUUAUGAGCUUCCAAAGGUGUUGCUCUUCAAGCCACCAAAGUCAAAAAUUGAUAACCUGGACAGGAAAGAUUACCUUGGCAAGGCUAAGAUUGUUGCCAAGCUGCCAACUGUGAGAAGAGGAUCAUCUACUCCCCCGCCUCAAACAUCCAGCUCUCUCGGCGUGCCAGUAUUAACUCCAAGAAGUAAAACACCAACACCAUCUUCAGCACCACCAGAAAAAGCCCUGCCAGUGCCAAAGGUUCAGAAUCUAUCAAGUCUAGUUCUUCCAGACAGACAAGUUCCUUCCAGACAACCAAGACCAAGCCUACCUGACACUCAAGCCCCUUGGAAGAUGCCUGUAGUGACAGUAGAUUCUGUGCAGACAUCUUCCAAGCCACCUAGCCGAUCUCCGCCUUCACAGUCUGGAGGGUUCAACCCAGAUAAAUCACUUCCAGAGGCACCGGCACCAGUUAGCCCUGUCCUUCAAAGACCACUUCCUGUCAGUCCUGGUAGGAAGUUGAGUUCUGAGCUUGCACCAAGUCGUCCGUUGCCAUCACCCACUCGUUUGAGUCCAGUACCUAAUAAACCACUUCCUGUGAGCCCAGGAAAGAAGAACAGUUCUGAUUUACUACCAAGUCGUCCUUUACCGUCACCAACACGAUUCAGUCCUGUCCCCGAUAGGCCUCUUCCUGAACAACCUGGGAAAAGAAGUAGUCCUGAUUUUCCACCAAGUCGUCCUUUACCAUCACCAAGUCGUUUAAGCCCUGUACCAGACAGGCCACUUCCUCAGAGGCCUGUCCCAACAAAUACCAGUGAUUCUUCACAAAGCAGACCUCCACCAUUGCCAAACCGUAGCAGUCCAAUUCCGGACAGGCAAGUGCCACUAAGGCCUGUUCCUGAACAGACAGGAGAUCGUCCACCUGUUAGGCCUUUGCCUUCACCAAAAUGUAGCAGUCCUCCCCCUCCGGAAAGACCACUACCUGGACCUCCCCAGAGAUCCAUUAGCCCAGAUCUACCUCAGAGGCUGGUACCACAAGCCCCUAGUAAUUCUGAUGUCCCAAGUAGGCCCUUAUCACUUGCUGAUAGACCUGUCCCACCUAGACCUGGUAAUGCGUCUCCAGAACUUCCAAGCAGACCACUUCCCUUACCUCCUGGUAGAGAUGAACCUGACUUGCCUCCAAGGCCUGCACCGGUUGCAAGUAGAAUCAGUGACUUGAGCAAUAGAGCAGUUCCACCCUCCCCUAAUGCAGGCCGCAAAUUACCUGGGAUCCCCGUACCAAAGAAUGAUUCUCACGAUUUGUCAAACAGACGUGUACGUACAAUACCAGGAGAAAACAUUGAGAAUGAUCUCCCAUCAAGACCACCUCCUCCUAAACCAACCCAAUCAAUGCCAGAACUUCCGCCAAGGCCAGCACCCAGCUCUCCUCAAAGGAAGAUCUCUGCUGAUAGCCUCUCCGCAAGACCAGUUCCCCCUCCUCCAAUGUCCAGUGCAGAACCUGAGCUCCCACCCAGGCCCAAGCCUGGCAGUUCCAACCCGAUCCAAGAUAGACCUGUUCCUCCACCCCCUCCUAGCUCUUCUCAUGCUAAUCUCUUGAACCCAGUGAGGAGGUCAUCCAGUCCUGGACUACCAGAUCUACCUCCGCCAUUGCCCCCGCAGCGUGGCCCCUCCCCUGUUCCCCCUCGCAAGCAGUUCAACACCAACAACAACCAAGUUGCUUCCAGCGGUGGAAAGCCUGUUGGUAACAAAGCCAAGUUGGUCAAGAUUGUAUCAGAUAGCCCGCCCGUGGUGAGGAGAGCUGCUGCAGUCACUGUUACAGUGCAGAAGAAAGAGGAAAAACCACCUCCAUCGGAGAAGCCAAAGCCUGCAACCCCAAGCAAGCCCACUCCGGCUGGAAACCAGCCACCUAUCCUUGCUUUCAAGCCAGACCUCAAGCCACGCGCAGCCAAAGGUCCAGGCCCCGGCCAGCCGGGCAAGCGUAAGACGGCCCUUGUUAUAGCCUCUCGCGAGACCGAUGUGGAGGGAGAGGUGUCCGUAUCAGAAGGUGAUCUGAUCACCGUCACGGGGGAAGCUGGUGACUGGCUGGAAGUGGAGGUCAAAGGUAAAAAAGGCUGUGUACCCCGGUCAUGUGUCAAAGAUUUCAGCAAGCGAGGCAUUUAGUUCAGUAGGAGAACAACGCAGUCUUUCAUAAUCUUGGCCUUCUAAUGCCCAUGUAUACCUUCUUUGCCGUACAGUAUCAUUUUGAUGUAAAUGUUAGUAUAGUUUCUUCUAUUUUGUUGUUUAAAACCUUGGGGGUGUUUCACAAUGACUUAAAGUCAUGCUAAGUGAUGACGUGCAUACGAUAUAUAUAAUGCACAAUCUUGUUGAUUAAUUUUAAGGAUGCCUUAGAGUCGCACUUAAAUGGAGACUCAUUUAUGAUAUGCAACGUGCAAUCUUAUUAACACGCAGUAGCGUGCGUCCUAUUACAUGUAGCAUGAUCUGACCAUUGCCAUGCCUUUUAUUCGGCACGCAACUGGACAUUUAAGUGCGACUUUAAGUCAUACUUAACUCUGUGAAACACCCCCAGGGGCCCGUAACGCAAAGCGUAGCAAUCAUCGUAGAAUAUUCUUUAACGAUUGAUUGCAUAGACCAUAAUGUACAAUUAAUCGUAAAAAUCAAGUGUACGAUCAAUCAGUAUUCUUUGUGUUUCGGGGGCCCUGGUCCCAAAAAAUAAAAGCGAUUUAUUCGCAGGAUGGAAACAUUGUACCACCCAAUGGCAGUCAUUGUCGUAUAUCUAGUAUCUGUUAUCCCACACGAAACUUUAUACGAAAGCUCCUUAAUCUUGAGACUCUUAAUAGCAGUAUGACACGCUGGGUCAGAUUUAGAGGAAGAAUUUGAAAAUUCAGGGCUGAUGGAGAUGGCCUAGUAUAUUUAGUUGAUUAGAUGUUGGAUUAUUAUUUCAAAAAGUUCAUAUUUUUUCAGGAUCACCAUUAUUAAUGAAGGUUAUGAUCAAACUUCAUUUGAUGUGAAUUAGGUAGCAUUUAAAUCAAAUUGCCCUGCCAUCAUUAUCAUAAAAUGUGAUUAUUUUUCUGUGAGAAUUUUACUGGGGCAAUCUAAUCAAUCAUUAUUUAAUGACAUGUGUGCAUUUUCCACUUGUAUAUUCAGAAAUGGUGCAAAAUAUAUAUUAGUUACCCCCCCAAAAAAAAAGGGGAAAAAAGUGAUAAACAUCAUUAGUAUAUGAUCCUUGUGUUAUGUCAGAAUGAAAUUCUGUUUUUCAAAGAUUUUAUAAGAUUAUAUGAGUGCUCAAAUCUGCACACUUAUGUUUGUACUUAAUUCGUGUGAUAAAUUUUUAUGUGUUUGUACUUUUUAGAGAGAUCUUAAGACCGUUUUUGAUAGGCAGUACCUUUUCAUGUGCUCGUUCUGUGUUGGUAGUCUCAUUUUGUCUGUUAGCAGUCAAUUCAAAUUAGUUAGUGUUUUAUUUGAACUUGUGAAUUAUUGUGCCUUGGAAUAGAUUUAUAUCUAGAUAGAUGGCGAUAUACAAAUGCCUUUUAUUAUAAUAAGCCGUUUCGUAGUUCCUUUCUGCGCAUGAUCAGAGGAAGGUCAUUGGUACUAAAGUGACAUGGUGGUUUAAAAUUUAAUGAGAUAAGCACCAACUUUGACGUCUUGAUUAUUCAAUCUAUUCUUUUGAAUUGUGUUUUUCAUUUACAUCCACAAAAAACAACAAUGCGUCCACGAACGACUGGUAUUUCACAGUUUGCCAAGUACAUCGGCAACAUGCUUUGAUAUGCAUUCAAAGUAGAAAUGCAACAAAUACCUUCAUAAAGUGUUCAUUGAAGUGCUAUUCUAGUCACCUGGUCUAUUCAAUUUCUUCAUCCUGCUAUGUAAGGCAUGCUUACAUAAUAUCUUGCUUUGAAAUCUGCCUAUCAUAAUGAAAGAAAUGAAAGGUCAUUUGACCAAAUUGUCCAUGAAGUAACUAUGAACUGGUCUAUUAUGGCAUUUUCACCUCUAUUUUCACAAAAGAAUUUUAUGCACAUCCUGAUCAGUAUGCAAAUGAGGCAACCUAGUAUGUCACAAUCUCUUUUGUGUUUUAUCAUGUCUACUAUUAACAAUUUUUUCAAAUUUUAUAUAUUUGAUGAAUGAUGUAAUUUGACCCAAAUUGAAACAUUGCAUUGUAUAUUUUUGCUAUACUGUGCAUGGUUGUACAUAAAUCCAUAUGGAGGUUAAUAUUUUAGACAAUUUAUAAUUAUCUAUUUGUAAAUCUUGUAAAUUUAUGACAAUUUAUAUAGCCUCAGCAUAUUACCUUUUUUAGAAUUGAAUAUUCUUAUUGUAUGGAGAUAUCUUGUAUAUGGAACUCAUAAAAUCAAUGUUGGAUGUGUGUGCCUUGUGUGUUAUGUAAUCAAUAUAUAUUUUUAAAAGUAAAUAUGUUUAUUUUAGAAGAUUAUAUACUCUUCAUUGUCUUGUCAUUACUUUUUACCCAUUAUUUUGUAUUUCUUCGGCACAUAUGUCAGAAAUUUAUAGUAUUAUGUUUUUGUUGCACAUUUUGACUUUCUGAUAGAAAGGAAGGCACACUUCACACAAGUUUUUGUCUUGUUUGUAAGCCGUCACCUUUUCUGUAAUGUCCUUGUAAUUAGGCUGCAUUUUGUGGUUAAUAUUAGGUACUGCAUUGUAAUUCAACUGAUUUAUUUAUUGAUAGUUUUGAAAUUUGGGAACUGCAAUAAAAUGAAUAUUCACAAUAAAAGAAUUGAUUGUAUCUAUA